GCGGUUGCCUGGCGGGAUACAUCAACGGGAGAAACUUCAUAUUUUCUAGCACAUACACCGGACUUUUGGGAAUAAUUAUUUGUGUGCUUCGCGGUUCUCCAGAGAUGCCGUCCUCGGUGGGUCCCAGCAGCCCCGCUGCUGCCUUGCAGGAGGCCCUGGAGAGUGCAGGCCGCCUGACCGACAAACACCUACAGGAGGACCGCUGCUUCCCCGACCUCUCGGAGCUGUUGAAUGUACCAGCACACAAUAUGCCAUCUCUCUCCGGCGUGUCAGACAUGGACUAUCCAUUACAGGGUCCAGGGCUGGUCAGCGUGCCAAGUUUGCCAGAGCUGAGUCCCUUCAGGAGGGUCCCGCUCCCCCCAGAAUUGGUUGAGCAAUUCAGUCAUAUGCAGUGUAACUGCAUGAUGGGCGUGUUUCCCGAGAUAAGCAGGGCCUGGCUGACCAUCGACAAUGACAUCUUCAUGUGGAACUACGAGGAUGGGGGAGAUGUUGCCUACUUUGAUGGCCUCAGUGAAACUAUCCUAUCUGUUGGGCUGGUCAAGCCAAAAGCAGGAAUUUUCCAGCCUCACAUCCAUUUCCUGUUGGUGCUUGCUACCCCGGUGGACGUGGUGAUCCUGGGGCUGAGUUUCCCCAAGGCGCAGGGAGGCCUGAACGACAGCCUGUCGGGAGCCAUGCAGCUGCUGCCGGACCCGCUGUACUCCAUCCCCACGGACAACACCUACCUGCUGGCGGUGACGGCCACGCAGCUGGGCCGCAUCUUCUUGGCGGGCCGCGACGGCUGCCUGUACGAGGUGGCCUACCAGGCGGAGGCCGGCUGGUUCAGCCAGCGCUGCUGGAAGAUCAACCACUCCAAGAGCAGCCUCUCCUUCCUGGUGCCUUCCGUGCUGCAGUUCUCCUUCUCUGAGGACGAUCCUGUUGUUCAGAUUGCCAUAGAUGACUCCCGCAACAUCCUGUACACACGCUCCGAGAAGGGAGUUCUCCAGGUUUAUGACCUUGGAGCUGACGGCCUGGGAAUGAGUCGGGUGGCGUCCAUGUCCCAGAAUGCAAUUGUGUCAGCGGCAGGAAACAUCGCCAGGACCAUCGACCGCUCUGUCUUCAAGCCCAUAGUCCAGAUCGCUGUGAUCGAGAGAUCAGAGUCAUCUGACUGUCAUCUCUUGGCCAUCUCUCAUGCUGGUGUGCGUAUGUACUUCGGCACAUCUCCGUUCGCUCCGCCCAAUGCUAAGCACACCACGGCACGACCCAGUCUGCUGGCGCUGGUCCACGUCCGCCUCCCGCCGGGCUUCUCCGCAUCCUCCACCCUGCAGAAACCCGCCAAGGUCCACAAGGCCCUCUACAAGAAAGGAGUGCUCCUGAUGGCGGCGUCAGAGACGGAGGACAGUGACAUCAUGUGGUGCAUCAACCACGACUCCUUCCCCUUCAAGAAGCCCCUCAUGGAGGCCCAGAUGACGUCAGGUGUGGAUGGCCACUCGUGGGCGCUGUGUGCCCUGGAGGAGGAGCCGUCGGCGCGCAUGGUGACGGCCCUGAAUAAGGACCUGGUGCCCGUCACAGACUCCCCCGUGGUGGUGCAGCAGCACAACGUCCCGCCCUCCAAGUUUGUACUCCUCUCCGCUAAGGGCAGUCACAUCUUCCACAAGCUGCGGCCGGUGGACCAGCUGCGCCACCUGCUGGUCAGCAGUGGUGGUGGCGAGAGCGAGGAGAUUGAGCGUUUCUUCAAGCUGCACAGGGAAGAGCAGGCGGGUGCUACAGCUCUCAUUCUGGCCUGCUCAGCCGCUGCCUGUGACAGAGAGGUGUCCAUAUGGGCUACCCGCGCCUUCUUCAGGUAUGGUGGAGAGGCCCAGAUGCGUUUCCCCUCCUCCAUGGCGGCGCCCAGUAAUGUUGGCCCCAUACUGGGCUCUCCUGCACCAGGAUCUCCAUUCACUGCGGCAAGCUACUUAGCCACCCCUGCCCCAGGUGUGGCUCCCAUGAUGGCAUCUACUCCGUUUAGCCCCGCGGUGCCCAUGGCCGCCCCGGUCUCCACAGCUGGGCCUGAGGUCAUCUUCUCCGGAAAACACAACGGCAUCGCCAUCUACUUUGCUCGCAUACUGGGAAAUCUCUGGGAUGGCAGCAUAGCAGUUGAGAAGUCAGUCAGUAAAGGAAACCAAACCGCCACCAUUCUGGAGAGCUCGGCCAGUGCUGCCCACCUGGAGUCUGUUCUGCUGGAGCUGAGAGGACUAAAGGAGUUCCUGGAUAAGAACUCUCAGUUUAGCCCCAACGCACUGGGCACCCCCAGUUUCAGCUCCCCGGCCAACCUGCAGCAGAGGCUGAUGGGGGCACUGCGUCCAGACGGGGUCACCUCACACCAGGCGCAGCAGGAGCUCCAGAGGAAGUACCACACGGAGGCCCAGGCGUGUGAGAAGGCGUCCCUGCAGGGUGUUCAGCAGCUGGUCCACCGCUGCUUCCAGACGCUGGCCCUGUGGAAGCUGCUCUGUGAACACCAGUUCAGCGUCAUCAUCGCGGAGCUGCCCAAGGACUUCCAGGAGCAGAUGAAGGGCAUCAGCUUUAAGGAGGUGGUGAUCAGGGGCCGGGAGCUGACGGGGGCCCUCAUCACAGCCCUCAUCAACGUCUACAUCAAGGACAACGCCUCCGUCGACCCCAUCAGCGCCCACCUCCGAGACAUCUGCCCCCUGCUCUACAGCAACGACGACAGCGUCUGCUCCAAGGCUAAUGAGUUGCUGCAGGGCUCGCGGCAGCUGCAGAACAAGGCGGAGAGGGAGCGCACCCUGAAGGAGUCCCUACGACUCUACCAGCUCAUCAGCAACAACACCGACCUGCCCCUCGUAUGCACACAGUACCGCCAGGUGCGUUUCUACGAGGGUGUAGUGGAGCUGUGUCUGACUGCGGCGGAGAAGAAGGACCCCCAGCGGCUGGGCCCCCACUUCUACAGGAACGGGGAGCCAGAGGAGGACCUGGCCGGCCAGCAGGCCUUCCAGGAGAGGUUGUUGUGCUACAAGUGUGUGACGGACACUAUGCAGGACCUGGUGAACCAGAGCAAGGCGGCGCCACAGUCUCCAAGCGUCCCCAAGCAGCCCGGCCCACCCGUCAUGACGUCAGACCCCAACAUGCUCAGCAACGAAGACGCCUCCAAUCACUUUGAGCAGAUGCUGGGCCUGGCCCAGAGGUCUCAUGAUGAGCUCUUCCACAUCGCCCUCUACAACUGGCUCAUCCAGGCAGACCUCGCUGACAAGCUGCUGGAGGUGAACUCGCCGUACCUGGAGGAGCACCUGAUGCACAUCAUCAAGCAGGAGCAGAACAAGGUGCGCAACAUGGACCUGCUGUGGAGGUACUACGAGAAGAGCCGCAACUUUGGCAAGGCCGCACACGUGCUCGCACGCCUCGCAGACAUGCACAGUACGGAGAUCUCUCUGCGCCAGAGGCUGGAGUACAUCUCGCGGGCCAUCCUAUCUGCCAAGAGCUCCUCCUGCACCUCCUCCCAGGGGGCCGACGGGGAGUUCCUGCACCAGCUGGAGGAGAAGAUGGAGGUUGCUCGUAUCCAGGUUCAGAUCCAGGAGAUGCUGAACAGACGCCACUCUCAGCAUCCCUCAGCACAGGCCGCCAUUGCCCAGCUCAACUCAGAGCUCAUGGACAUCACAAAGCUCUAUGGGGAGUUUGCUGAUCACUUCCAGCUGUCGGAGUGUAAGCUGGCCAUCAUCCACUGUGCGGGACACGCCGACCCCAUCUUGGUGCAGGCGCUAUGGCAGGAGAUCAUGGAGAAAGAGCUAACGGACAGUGCCAUCAUGAGUCCAGCCGACCGCAUGAGGGCCCUCAGUCUGAAGCUGGUGUCACUGGGGAAGCUGUACGCUGGGACGCCGCGCUAUUUCCCACUAGAGUUCCUGGUGAAGUUCCUGGACCAGCAGGUGUGUGGCCUGGGCUGGGACGUGGGCUUCGUCACCUUCACCAUGCUGGAGAUCGGGGUGCAGCUGCCACGCCUACUGGAGGUCUACGACCAGCUCUUCAAGACCAGAGACCCUUGCUGGCAGAGGCUGAAGAAGCCCCUGCAUCUGGUGGAGUGCAUUCACGUGCUGCUGUCAGGAUACGUUGAUGACCCCACCAGAGUCCCCACCUACGACAGGCGGCGCUUCACCAACGUGUGCCUGGACAACAUCUGUGGCUACCUGGUGGAGCUGCAGUCCCUCAGCCCCAACGCCGCCCUCCAGCAGAUCAUCGGCAACUUCAAAUCCCUACAGGCUAAACUGGAGAAGGUGCACUGAGGCAACCCUGUCCACCGCCAAAACAACCAGGUCCCGCCCGGCCGGCACUCACUGAUGAAUGCUGCGGACCACCUAACACAACCAGCCAGCCCCCCCCCCCCAGCAUUGACUCCUUGUGCUGCCCACCCAAAAAGCUUUUUUUCUGAACUGAUAACCAAGACUCUGAGGCUCUUAUUUUUUCCUCUACGUGUGUGCGUUUGUGCGUUGAUGCAUCUCCUGGAACUGUGUGAAGUGUGUGUGUGUGUGUUUUUGGCAAAAUGCUCAAGAUUUGAAGUAGUGCGAGAGGGAAUUAUCGGCAGUACCUGUGGGCAAGUGUCUAUCCUCAGGAUUUUCCAUCGCCGCUGGUUUGCUUUGACCUUUUCGUCAUCCAUGGACAAAAAAAAAAAAAUCAACAGUGUUUCACAUUAACACAAAACAUUGUGCCAUCAGAAAAUAAGUUAUGGUGCUUCUCUUUGUCACUUUUGCCUGCCGGAAAUGUCCUGUGUGUUUUUGUUUGUUGCGGUGCAUUUACAGUACUGUACAAACAGCAAAACCAUCACCUUUGCCACCUAUGGGCUGCUACUGCUCACAGCACAUAAGUAUGAGGAGUGUGUGUAUGUGCGUGCGUGUGUGUUUGUGUGUGCAUAUGAGGGAACGAGUCAGAGAGACAGAAGAAGAAAGUGAUGUAUUUAAGUUGUUGAAGAGCAGUCUUUUGAUUGGGAAACUAUCAGAGUGAUCCUGUGCCUCGGUUGCUAGUACAGUAUAAACACAAGAAAGUGAGCAUUUCCCCUUAAUCUCGUAGUUUAUUUUACUUUGAUGAAGAAUGAUGGUAUGUGCUCUCAAUGGGGCGUCCUUCUUAUGUCUGGUGUCAAUGAGUCCUUUGACCUGAAAUCUGGCUGUUAGUUACUAAAGGUCUUUGGAUAUUUUCAUUUUAAAAUCAAGACUCUGAUACUAAGGUGACUAAGUGAUUAAACAUCACUUAGGAAUGUAUUUGUAUUGAUUGAAAGAAAACUUUGAACUGAAAUUCAGAUUUUGUAUACAUAUACAGGUCUGGAUGAAUUUUUUAUAUCUGGCAAAUGUUUUUUACAUGUGAAAACAUUUUGUUUGCUAGUGUUUGUAUGCCCUCAGUAGUAAAGGGGAAUAAUAAAUAAAAAUUUGAUCAACCUGACGAGUUUCAAACACAGGUACAUA
This is a messenger RNA of Engraulis encrasicolus (European anchovy), 5417 nucleotides long. RefSeq names its product nucleoporin 155 (gene nup155). NCBI's taxonomy places the organism in Eukaryota, Metazoa, Chordata, Actinopteri, Clupeiformes, Engraulidae. Gene Ontology annotation, cellular component: nuclear pore; nuclear pore inner ring. The record is from RefSeq and is a predicted model, not a curated record. The transcript has 35 exons. The coding region runs from base 105 to 4247 and encodes 1380 amino acids. Gene Ontology annotation, biological process: protein import into nucleus; transcription-dependent tethering of RNA polymerase II gene DNA at nuclear periphery; RNA export from nucleus. Gene Ontology annotation, molecular function: structural constituent of nuclear pore.